Molecule: messenger RNA, 1344 nt
Organism: Nerophis lumbriciformis (worm pipefish)
Lineage: Eukaryota; Metazoa; Chordata; Actinopteri; Syngnathiformes; Syngnathidae
Source: RefSeq, a predicted model, not a curated record
AUGCCUAUUCGAGCAUAUUGUAUAAUUUGUUGUGAUUUCUUCGAUCACGUCAAAGAUGUUGCAGCUAUCCCCUGUGGACACACUUUUCACAAUGACUGCCUUACUCGCUGGUUUCAAACAGGUCCUACAAAAACAUGCCCACAAUGUCGGCAGCAGGUUAGCACCCGGCACAUUAUCACCAAGCUCUUCUUUGACAUGGGUGGAGAGGAACCGCAAUCAGCAGACCCGGAAAGCAUGGCGAAUGAGCUUAAUAAAUUGAGGGCCCUUUUGAACUCUAAAGAGAAAGAUUGUCGAAGCAAACAGAGAACAGUGGAUGAGUUGAAGGACUCUUUGGACAUGCAGAGGAAAGAAUUGGACAGUAAGAAGAAAGAGGUUUCAGAGAAGGACAUGCUGUGUUCUGCUCUCAGAAAACAAAUGACUUAUCUGGAGACUCGGCAUGAUGAUGUUCAAGCUGCCAAGGACGAGGCCCGUAGACUGAGGACAAAAGUGAAAACCUUUGAAAACCUGGAUGUUUUGUUACAGGGCCAAAGAGCAGAAGUGGAGUCCAUGAUUACAGACAUGGGUGUCAGUCCAGCUGCUGUAGAGCAGCUCUCAAUCUACUGUAUCUCUCUCAAAAAAGAGUACGAUACCUUAAAGGGAAGCUUGAAGUCUUCUAACGACGUGUCUGAACGACUUCGGAGAGAACUGCUCAGCGCCAACAACAAGUUGCAAAAAGCCUCUGCCGAAGCGAGUCAAACAAAAGAGGACAUGAAGUCUCUGCAAAAUGAUCUAGCCAAUGCUGACAAAGAGAUAUCUAGUUUGAAGAAGAAGGUUGAGUUUCUUCAAAAAUCUCUGAGCACUCCAACCAGGACAAAUGAGGUGCUCAAUCGGAUCAUUUUUGAGAGCCCUGCUCCAGUGGUGCUCAAACCCCACCUCCACCAGCCUGUUGAUGGUGAUGAAGUUGACCUCAAUUUAACCUAUGAAGUAAAUACACCAGAUGCUUCAGCCAAGAGACCAGUUAAAAUCCCAACCAAGAAGAUGCGUGUUGAUGAACCAUCAUUAGUUCCCAAACACAACGACAAGGCUUCAACAUCAAGCAAGGCCCGAGUGGAAGAUUCAGCCAUGGAUCCUUUUUUAAGGAACUCGCUCCUCUUCAGAAAAAAGACUUUUGGCAGCAUGCUGGAGCCACAGCGGACGUUUGGCAAUGUGAAAAGCGGUUAUGAUGGAUUAGGAGGUCGAACAAAAUUCAUCCAACCUUCGCCAUUGGCAGAGAUUCGCCCACUCAUUAAAAUGAGAAGGAAAAAGGUGAGCAGGCCUCCAGCCACAAAGACACCGUGCAUGACGAUGGACAGCUUCCUGGAGUGA